CUCACGCGGCUCUGCCUCCACGUGUGCUGCAGGUCCCGAGAUGGCUCGCCUGACGCCGCGGCGGGAGGUGCGAGCCGCGGCCCCCUGAGAGCUCCCGCACCGCGAGCAAAUGCCUGGAAAAGUCCCGCUGCGCAGAGCGGCACCGCAGCUCUCCUGAACGGCGGGCAGCAGCACCUCCCGGAUCCGCUCCCUGAUCCCCGGCACUCCGGCAGCCUGUCCUGCCCCACGAAUGGCUGCGCAGAGGAAGCACUUGGUGAAAGAUUUCAAUCCUCACAUCACCUGUUACAUCUGUAAAGGCUAUCUCAUCAAGCCCACCACGGUCACGGAGUGCCUCCACACCUUUUGUAAGACUUGCAUUGUUCAGCACUUUGAAGACAGCAAUGACUGUCCCAGGUGUGGCAACCAAGUGCACGAGACCAACCCACUAGAAAUGUUAAGGCUGGAUAACACGUUAGAGGAAAUUAUAUUUAAGCUGGUGCCUGGACUUCGAGAACAGGAACUGCAGCGAGAGAUUGAGUUUUGGAAGAAAAAUAAACCUCAAGAAAAUGGGCAAGAAGAAAGCCCAAAAACUGAUAAACCCAAAGUUGAUGAGGAGUGUGAUGAAAAUGAAGAAGAUAAAGACUAUCACAGGAGUGACCCACAGAUUGCCAUCUGCCUCGACUGUUUACGCAACAAUGGGCAGUCCGGAGACAAUGUAGUAAAAGGUUUAAUGAAGAAAUUUAUCCGUUGCUCUACUCGAGUGACCGUGGGAACUAUCAAAAAGUUUCUCAGCUUAAAAUUAAAACUUCCAAGUUCUUAUGAGCUGGAUGUACUAUGCAAUGGAGAAAUCAUGGGAAAGGAUCAUACUAUGGAAUUCAUCUAUAUGACAAGAUGGAGACUAAGAGGCGAAAACUUUCGGUGUCAGAACUGCUCAUCUUCGCAAGUCUACUCACAGGAUGGCACUUUUUAUCAGUCUUACCCUAUGGUACUUCAGUAUCGACCUAGAAUUGACUUCGGUUAGACCAAAGGGCCAAAUCCCAUUGUGAUGAAUCCUGCACUAUUUGUUUACCCAUCGACAGAUUGCACAAUGAAUGGAUGUGCCUGGAUUAGGGGGACACAACCAGAUUUUCAGCAUGCAAAUAAGGACAUUGUCUUUCUUAAAAUUGUCAACUGCAUCUUUGUUGUUUCUAUUAGAGCAAGCCAAGUGCCAUUCUGCUACUGAAAUGUGCAUAAGAUAUUUGUGAAUUUUAUGUGUGCUGCAAGUCAUAGCCAAAAUCAUGAAGUGUACAGUCAAGAUUCAAAAACUCCGGAAUAUUUUUGCUUGCGUGUUAGAAAAUCCUUCUGGUCCUCGUAUUGAUCACACUAGCAAAAUGGCAGAGUGCUCAUUCCAUGUGGUGUUGCAGUUUCACAUGCUUACUAUUUUACUGAAUAUUGUUGUUUAAAUCAUAGAGUACUGUACAAAUAGGUAAGGAUUAUACCUUGACAAUAUUUUGUAUAGAAAAUAUAUUUAGAGAAGUGGUUGUUGGGCCACUAUCUUUUUCUCAGUAAGCUUCUUAUGGGUCCAGGUAUAGCUCAUUCAUGAGUGUGCAAUGGUCCUUUUGCAGUGUACCUUUAACAAAAGUGUAGAAUGUGAUAAUUCGAAAAAGGAAUUUUAAAAUAGUCUAAAUAGAUUCUACCAGUAUUGCUUAAAAGCAUUGGAGCUUUCAUGAUUGCACUUUUUUGCGGCUACCCUAAGGGUUGGAAUUUGGGAUAUGGCUUUUCUUUGGAAAAUGGUUUCUAGUCAGAUAAUAUUUCUUCUAAUAAAACCUUUAUAGAAAUGAAGUUAAAAUCAUCUGUCUAUGAGAUAAAUUUCAUUGUGAGGUUACAGUCAAAGCAGAAUCUACAUGUAGUUACUGCAUUUUGUGGUAAGCACUUCCUUUUAAGAUUGGGUAAAGAUUUAUAAUAAGCUUAAGAAAAAAAUAACGUAUAGCCUUAGUUAUGCUAUAUAUCUCUCUUGAGAGUAUCUGGAGCGUAGAAUUCAUUGUAGAAAUGUUUCACUACUUGAAGUCGCAUCAUACAAUUAUUUCCAUAAAAUUAGAGGCAAUACAAUACUGAAGAUAAGCAGUCUGACCAAAAUAAUUCUUUGGGUCAUUGUUUUUUCCUGAGACCUGAUAGUACUGGAUAAAGGAGUGAUUGUUGCCUUAGAUACUGCAAGUGUAAUCGUUCUGGUAUAGAAUGUUUAUUGAGGUUUCUGGUAAUGUUGCAGGGGGCAUAAUAAUGUGUAUGUUUUCUGUAGUCUUCCGUUGUCUUGCUCUGCUUACAAGUCAAAUGAGUUUUUUACUUCAAAAGCUGUGGAGAUAACUGUAGUUCAGCACCUUUUAUAUAAUUCUUUUUAGUGCACACCCACUAUAUUGUAGAUAGCUACUUAUGUCCUUAAGCCUUCUGCAUACAUCAGAAAGGAACCAAAUUAGUGUUUCAGAAACUACUCUAAUCAUACUUGGGUAGGACAAAGUGAAAAUUCCAUAUUGACUACCAUGGGAUCAAGUAUAAAAGGUGGAAACAAGGCUGUAACUUCUUUGUAAAUGUGUAUUCACGUAUCUUAUGAUGUUUCUGUAGGAGAAAUGCACAUGUUGUGGAUUAAAUUUGACCCCUUUAGUACUUGCAGGAGUUCUAACAUUGAUGACUUGAAGAAUUCUUAUAUCGUUGGGUUAAGUCCCACCACUGCACUCCGAAGCCCAUACAUCAUGCCGAAAUAGCGAUGCUGUCAGUAGCAGUCUGUUUAGGAAACCUGCCAUUGCAGGUCAAAGUUGCACAUAUUGUGCAGAUGCCAGUGAACCUGGGGAAGCAAAAUGUUAGGAAGCUGCUGCUCUGUUCUGCAGGCAUAACGUGCCAACUGGCGUGGGCAUUCUUUUGCCCAUGCUGCAGUGGGAACAGGUGCGCUUGUGGGCUGCAGGAAGUGGCCAUCUUUUUGCCCACCUGAGCUGUGGAGUGCUGCUUCACAGAAACAACCACACGCUCCGUGUUAGGAGGGACCUGCUCAUCUGUGUACGUGGAGCAGCUUGUCAGAUCAGAGCAUUCAUUCUAAGUGCAAGUCAUUGCUAUCUUUGUUAUAUACAAUUGUUUUGUAUGGUAGAAAUAGAUAUUAUUUGUAAAUAUUGACAUGCACAUGCAAAUGACACCUUACAAUUUUAUAUACUUCAUGUGAUUUUAUACCAGAAUUUUCACUGUAGAUUCACUUAACAUAAAAUGCCUGUUUCGUUUUAUCACAAAACUAGCAUUAGGACUCUUAAGCAUAAUUUCUGCUUGAUCUGGGGGACCCUUUUUCUCAACUUUUGCUGGUUUGACAAAUUUGAACAGAUUUGGUGGAAAAAAACCAGCGCAUUAAUUUUAAUCCAUUUUCAGUUACCUUACACAGAAGUCUGCAUCCAGCUAAUGGGACCCUCGAAAUUUAGUCUACAUCGUAGCGGCUUUUAAAUGACAUGCCAACAGAAGAUUUGACUGUCUGAUGACUUUCUGUAGUCACAGUUCAGAGAACUGUGAGUUUGUCUUGAUCAAAAUUGGAUAGUGGCAAUUUAUGGUAUUUUCUUGAUGAAACUUCAAGCUAGGUUACAGAAGGCAAAUCUUCAUUUUAAGCAUGGAAAUUACAGACAUACAUGAUUCAGUGUUCCCAGCUGAGAAUUAUGCCUUUAAAUGCUUUUAAAUGUGUAUAGUUUAGACAACUACCUACAAUUAAUGCAUUUCUGAUUUGAUGGCAAAACUCCUGAGUGCUGUUCUAGUUUAAUAGUUUUUGUAUCAGCAAAAUACCAGUGAAAUACAUAUCUUAACUGGGCAGCUUGUUUAACACAGGCAUUGCCUUUCUUUUUCUCUGUAGUACAUAUGUGCCAUGUAUCUACAUAUAGGCAUAUUUGAUUCCUUUGUGCCAAUUAAAGAUAUCUGAACAGCAUAGGAAGAUUGCACGUACAGAUUCCUAUGUGCCAAAGAUGGAGUAAGUGGAAUAAGUACUAAGCAUUCCAUUAAAACUACACCAUAUUCCAUCACUGAGCUGAUUACUGUGUACAGUCACACUUGCUGAACUUUUCCAUACUGCCAGAAUCUAGCUGCAGAGGAGUAAGACCGAAAAAAAAAUAUUAUAUAUAUAUAUCUCCAUACUACUGCCUAACCUUGCUAUCUCUUAUCUAGCACAUUUGGUGCUUUUUUUCCCUGAAAGUGAAAAAAUUUAUCUGCUUUUCACUCUGGGGUAACUUAUUAAUGAGUGUUUUAAGCAAUUUUUCAUUGGACAUUAAUGUAUGCUGCAUUUGUCCAGCAACAAACUGUAAGAUAAAAUUUACAGGUGAAGUCCUAUAAAAUCUCCAACAGUAGGGAAUUCAAUAAUCAAGAAAUGCAUCUUCCAUUGUGCAUUAAUAAACUGCAUGUAGUUGAGAGCCUAGUGCUAUAAAAGACAUUUAUUUGGAUGAAAUGCCAAAUAAGAUUGCUGUAAUUUUCUUAAGUGACUCAUCACUAUAUUAGUUACUGCUCACGAGUGCUUCUGGGACUUGGGUCCUAGCAGUAUGCAAUGACUAUUGUUCAUACUUAGCAAGCUUGCAGCUAUUGUGCAAAGAAAAGUUCUAAAAAGUAUUAUUUUUACUUUACUGAAAAUAUUAUAUAAAGUGCCUGAUUAUUAAUACAGAAUAUCUUUUAUACCCAUUAUUUGUAUUUGGCAGGGUAAUCUUUGCUCCUCUAUCUUGUCAAUGGUCUUAAUAUUUUCAGCAAGAAUAUUUCAUGAUCGCUCUGUAUUGAGAAGCCUUCUUCCACAUGAAAAAAGCAGAAAAAUAAAUGUUAUUUUUUUUCAAAUUGUCUAUCUCAGUAGAAACUAUGUGAAAAGAAUACUUUCAUAUUGAAAUUAUUUCAUUUUCGCUAUGAGGUGACCUUGAAUUCUGAAUCUUUUUUUUCUCCUAGGCUCCAAAGAUGUGAUUGUACUUUUCUCUUCUGCAGUUAUCAAAAGCAGUUCCAGUAUAUCUAUAGGUGGAAAGAGACUGAUCGCAUUCCCUUUAGGCAUAAGCUAGACUUUUCUCCACUGCAGACAAAGCAAUGGUCCAGAGUUUCCAUCUCUUCCCUUCUAUGUGCAAAGGCAUGACUUUGUUAGAGAAAAGAGGAAUUUUUCUUUCUCUGCUGCUUUCUGAAAUAACAGAAGGUACCAGUGUUUAUAGUCCUUUCACUGAACCAGUCUCUGAAUUGUGUUGUUCCUUUUGUUUGCAGCAGAAGGAAUAGCCUCCAGCUCUGCCAGGUACUAUGUCUGAUAGAUAUUCUGCAGAACAGGUAAUUGUUCAAAACCAGUCUUACAUAGCAAAACAAACAGGCUGAGGGGCUACAUUACCAGUCAAAUACAUAGCAUACUCAUACUUGUCUGUAGUUGCUUAGAAGAGGUAAGAAUUAAAUAUGUUCAAGGAAGUGAAUAGUUGCAGAAGAAUAAUGUGCUAAUUCAUCUGUCCUCGCAGAGGGACAUUUAUAUAGGUACAGCCCCUAAUAAUGUGGAAGAACACAUGAAGUGUCUUUUCACAGUUAUAUUCUGCAAGUCUUCUGGUCUUCCCAUUUAAGAAUCAUUUAAUAGGUAAAACUGAACAGGAUGGAGAUUCUCAAAAGAACUUGGGACCUUCUUGGAAAAGAGUUUGCAGAUGAAAGCAAAACAAAACAAUCCUAGAGUAUGUGACGGAGACCUCCUUUUGCAGUGCAGAUACUAAAAUGCUGACUGUUAGAUAGAAGGUUUAUGGGCACGCUUUAAUCAAGUCCAAAAAAAGCUCCAAAGCAUCCGUUUCCUAGCUCUGGGAAGCAGUAGGUGACACUCUGGAACUCCACUGUAUGUCUUAGAACAAGUUAGAAUCAGGUGCCACCAUGAUGUUAGAAAACUAGUGCUUAAUGCCAAAGAAAUUCAUGUUUUCUUUUGGGAUUAAGUUAGUCUCUGCUGGAUUUUGGUGAGAUUUUCACAGAUCUGCAUUUUGAAUCCUUUAUAGCCAGUCUGAACAAGGUCAUAUUUCCAUGUGGUGUUCAGCUAGAGAUACCUGUUUGAGGAAGGAUUGACAUCUACUGGAGCAUGUUCCAGUAUUCCAAGACGUGAGCUUUGAUCCACUCUAAAGGAACAGUGAAAAGCUUCCACCUUCUCACUUACCACCACUUUUAUAGCAUAUGGGAAAUCUGCCCUUCAGACCUCAGUUGAAACAUCCUUUUGUAGGAGUGUCCCCUAGAUGAUUAUCUUAUAAUGGUAGCAUUUUUUUCUUCAUGAGCAGGUCUACCUGUUGAGGUUUUUUUUCCCCACUACUAUGCUGUCUGUAGAUCAGGUAAAAACAGCAGGUUCCAGAACAGGUGAUUUAGUAAGGGAUUUCUAAUGGAGAUCCUUCCAGCCCAGGUGUGUGCCAUAAGUUUGAAUUCAGGUGGCUUGCUGAUGCAGCUGUGUAAGGAUGUUGUUUCAUUCUCUUGUAAGAGAUGUAGAUCUGUGCAGUGGUGGGGUGUGACAGUGGAAUGGAAGAGCUCUAUAGGCUGCUGGGAAGGUCCUGGCUACCUGUUGUACUUGUAGGGAACCAGAACCUCCUUCUGUAGGCUCAGGAUGGGUGAGUUGUACUGGAAUGUCUGCAAAUGUAAUCUUUUGCAGUUACAUUAAUUUUAACCAAAGAGAGGCAUUGGUUGGAAUUUGCAUGUUUAUCUAAACUAUUACACAUACUUUUCUUUGAGGUAAAUUUUGCAUGUAUUUUUAGCAAAUACUUCUGACAGGGUUAUUAAUGUGGCAAUUGACGGGGUGAGAUGGAUAGGAGCAGUUACUGUGCAUUUUUCAUAAGAGUGAGUGAAAGGCAAUUGCUAUACCAUAAACAAAAUUGCUGCAACAGUGACACAUUUGUGCUGCUACUGAGGUUUGUGCUACAAAUGAAGUUGUAAUAAAGAUGUUUAUUAUCAAAGUGCAAGGCACAUAGUUUCUGGAUGGUAUUCUACUCCUCAAAUUGUGUUUUGUAUUAUAGUAUAUUGAGUAAAUAGACGUUCUUGCUGUUGUCUCAUGAAUGCAGUAAAAUGAAACAUGCUCCUUUCUUUCUGAAAAAUAUAACUUACUGAAUGAUUCAAAAUUAUUCUUUGCCGUUAGAUACUUAGUUUGUUCAUACUAAAAAAAAAAGAAAUUAAAAGAGAAAUAAACUAUUUUUAUGGAUAAUCUGAUUGCCUAGUAGUUUCAAGGGACUUACUUAACAUCAAAGGUAAGCCACCCAGAAACUGGUGUGAGUGAGGCAGUGCCACGUUCCUGCAGUGCAGUGAUGAGAGUUAGCCUUGGGGCUGGCAGAGAGGAGCUCCCUGCCUGGGGAUGUGCUGCACCACACGCCCAGCAGUCCCAGAACAAAGCAGCCAACAGAAGUGGGAUUAGUGUACAGGUUGAGCUGGCGCACUGCAAGCGGCUCUGUGGGCAUAACUAAUGUUGGAAAAGAGGAGUGCAAAGGUUUGCAUUACUGAUGUGUCAGCUAUACCUGGCCUGUGAACUGACAAAAUACUUCAGUGUGUUGUCAGUCCUGUGAACCUUCCGAAGCACAAAAUAUUCACCAGGCUACUUUGGGGUUUUCUAGCUGUAGUUCAGUGUUAUUUUGGAGGGUGGAUAGGACAGACUUGGAGGAUAAUGAGAAGAUACUAAGGUUGUCUUACAGAUUUUUAUACGUAUUUUUUUAGCAAAAGGCAUUGCUGUACUCAAUGUGAGACCUUUGGUUAGCAAGAAGUCAGUUAUUUUAUUUGUGCAGAGGAAGAUAGAAUAAAGAAAUCUAAAUACCUUCAUUUUCUUUUCCAGGAUAGUAAUUAGCUAAACUGGAAAGUAAUAGAGCAAUUUAAUUAUUUAGCUGACUGAAACAUUUUGAUCUGUAUACUUACUGAUAGUCGUUUCUCCUCAAAUACAAACUUAGAGUAAGCAUGAAGCAGCGAGUUCUUUUUUUUUUUUUUUUUCCCCUUACUGCAGACUUAACUGUUGAGAGGAAAAAAACUUCUUUUUUUUCCCUUUGUUUUUAAUUAAUGCAGAUCCGGAAUGGUUGGAUGUUCCAGGCUGCUGAAUAGUGUUGGUCUGAGUGGAAUUUUUUUGGGAUGGGGGCCUAAGUGUCCUUAUAUAAGCUGUGAUCCAAGUUACGAUAAGAAAGGAGCCUAUGGUGAGCAGUAAUAAUGUUCUAAUGCUUCCUUGCGUUUGAUCAGUAGCUAUCAGUUUUUAAUGUUACAGCCCUCACAGUACUUAGAAGCUCAUAGAACAUAUUGUGAUGUUAUGUUGCUAAUUUGUUUUAAAAUAUAAAAUGUUUUAAGCUUUUUGUCAAAAGUGGUAACAUCAUAUUACAAAUAAACCUUUUUGUGGUUGUAAAACUUAGCUUAUAAAUCAUUCAAAUUGAAGUGAAAAAACACAGGUCAUUGUUAAUGACAGUCUAUCCUACUAUGAAAAAUAUAUGUAUUUUUGUAAAGGAAAAGCACUUGUAGAUAUUUAAUCGGUCCAAUAUCUGUCUAUGUUAAUGUUUUGAGAAAAAAAAAAAUGCUGCUUAGAGAAUCACUUACAUAUGUUUUAUCUUUUGUGCUCAGAUGCAUUUUCUGUUGAUUUAUUGAAUGUUUCUUCCGUGUGAAGCUGUAUAGUUAGUACAGCUGGGCUAAAUGCAUUUCUUACCUUAAUGGGAUGCAGCAUGUCUGACUAUGCCAUUACAUAUUCUGUCCGAUCAGAAACACGACUGCAAAACAUGGAUUAGUGGUGCUGUUUUUCAUCUUUGAUAUUAGCUUCAUCCUGCUGUAUAUCAUUACUACUUCAUAAUGAUUAUAAAAAUGCUAACAAUUUUUUUUGUGGUGUUUGUGUUUAAUGGAUGUUUUUAGGGCAUAUUUGAUUAUUCAUUUGCAUUUUAUCAAACCUACGAAGAUUUAUAUGUAAAUAUAUUUACAUUUACAGAUGGUAUUUGAAGUACAGUUCCUCCAGACAAUAAAACUUUUCUCUGGAAGAAGCUUCAGCCAGGUACAUGCAUGGAGUAUGAUUGCAUCACUGAAGUAUCUGAGCACUUAUACAAGUAGUAUUUUUCUUAAAUUCAGAAUAAUUAAUUUCUUGUAAUAUUGUAAGGACCAUUGAAACUUCAUCCUUAUCUAUUUAAAUUCUGCAUAGUGGAUUUAAUGUGUUUUGAUUCUGUGUAGGGGAUUUACAUAGUUUAAAAAAGUAAAGCAAGGAAUUUUAUUGAAGUACUAGUAGAGAGCAGUGAGCGUAUUGGUUUACGGUUUGUGUAUAGUCCACAUCUAUUUAAUUUCAGUGGGAUUCUCCAGGAUCUUCCCAGUGUUGGAAAUCAUCAGUGGAGUUACUUUGCUUAUCCUUCAUUGUAGUUAAGACUUGAAAUGGCCUGGAGGUCCCUCCCUCAAUGAGUUUCCUUUCAUUGGUGGCUUGUUCAGUAUCUAAUGCUAAUACUAUCUAAUACUAGAUGUAAUAGCCUACACUAGCAGUAGACUCAGUGGUAUGAAGUCAGUUGAAUAAAUACUUGCGUAGUUGUGAAAUAAGCAGAGAAUUUCACUCAGACAACAAACAUUGGUUGUGCCACCUUCUCAUUAACGUGCAUGCUUCACAAAGACCUGUCAGUGAUCAGUUUCUAAUGUGUUUUACCAUUUGAAUAUUGUAUGUUUUAUAAUUUUUAGUAAUUUAUAUAUGAAUUCACUGGGGGUCAAAUCUCAGGUUCUGCAAAGUAGCAUUUAAAAACUUCAAUCCAUGUGAGUUAUGAAAGGAAUGCAAGAUUGCAGCCUUUUGUUUCUUAAAGGGACAAAUAGGUUGGGUUCAAAGGAUUUUAGAGUUCUGUAAAUUUCACCCAGUGAAAUUUAAUUCACCAAAUGAAUAUUCUUUACAUCUGUGCUAAAAUCAUCAGAAACUGAGUGAUGGUCAUGGGGAAAAAAAGAAGAGAGAGGGCUCUAACUGAGUUAGCAGUAGUGAGCAGUUCUACAGUGCAGUAAAGAGAAUGCUGGCAUUAAGUUUCAUUUUGGCAGAGUGCCGCAGUUCCUCUUUUUGGUGCGGAGUGACGUGUGCCUGUUUGAAAUUGCAUCUCCACAUGUGUUAGCAAGGUUUAUUUCAGAGCAGAGCUUGUGCAAACUGUAAAUGGACCUUUUGGAAUCCUAUGUAUUACAUAUAAUUGAUCUGUAGUAUUUCUAAUGAUCUACCUACCAAUAAGGUUCAGUACCAGCGAUGUUAAAUCGAGUGCUUCACGCUAAUGUCAAGAAUGUUCACAGCACCUUUAUAACUGCUGAUAACAAAUUACAGUUUGGUAUGGCUCAUGUGCUGCAAGAUGCCUCUAGCCCAGUUGGAUUAAUUCUAUGAAAAAUAUAGAUGAGCAAGAAGUAUAACUAAUCUGCUUACUAGCACUGAAUUGCUCCUUUCUCAAAGCAAUAAAUAUAUCCAUGUUGUGACAUCUGUUGUGCAGCCUACAAUAAGAAUUGUUUUGUUGCAUUGUUUCUAUAUAAUUUAUUUUGUGCAAUAAAAAAAUCUCUGGUUUUAUCUGA
Molecule: messenger RNA, 10440 nt
Organism: Meleagris gallopavo (turkey)
Lineage: Eukaryota; Metazoa; Chordata; Aves; Galliformes; Phasianidae
Source: RefSeq, a predicted model, not a curated record